Messenger RNA from Schistosoma mattheei, 9675 nucleotides. NCBI's taxonomy places the organism in Eukaryota, Metazoa, Platyhelminthes, Trematoda, Strigeidida, Schistosomatidae. The record is from the annotation of a GenBank genome assembly.
AUUUUAAUGUGGUUAUUCAUUUUAUCAUAAAUCGUUUAGCCAGUAAUCGCAAUCAGCUUCAAAUUUAAACUGUAAAGAAUUCAGCGGUUUAUGAACGGAAAAAGAGUUACAAAUGUAAGAAUACUAUCCACUUUGAUUGGAAAAAAUUGCAGUUAACAAUGGAUGAUACACAUGUCAGCACAUCUGAUGAUUCGGUAAUCACACUGGAUAAUUCUAAACAAUCCAACUGGUUUAUAUGCAAAGAAGAUAAAACUGAUGAAAAUAUAACAACGUAUGAAAAGCAAAAUCACAUACGUCAACGAUUAUCAGGCGAAAACUAUUCAAAUACACAACCAAAUGUCCCAUUAUUGUACAAUGGACCAUAUUCUUAUUCUGAUCCUAAAGAGAAACAUGACAUGAUUCAAGGGAUCAAUAAGACUAGUAUAUCUAGAACUCCAUCAUCACUACAGAACAAAUCCCAAAAGCUACGAAAAUCUAAUUGGAAUAGUGCGUUACUCUAUUUUAAUCCGUCUGGACGUAUAGUUCAUUCAUGGUGUGGUGUUAUCAGCAUUGUAUUUAUGUAUCAUUUGUGGGUUAUUAUCUAUAGAUUUGCAUUUAAUGAGAUCAAUCAACAAACAGUUAUAUUCUGGUUAACUUUAGAUUAUUUCGCUGAUUUGUUAUAUUUAAUUGAUAUGACUAUAUCGUUAAGAACCGGCUUCCUAGAAGAUGGUGUUAUGCAAUUUGAUGGAAUGAAAAUGCGUUCACACUACCUAAAUUCAUCACGUUUUUAUAUCGAUUGUUUAAGUUUACUUCCACUGGACUUUUUAUAUUUAUCCAUUGGUUUUAAAUCUAUUUUACGUAUAUUCCGAUUGUGUAAAGUGUACAAAUUUUGGCAAUUUAUGGAUAGAGCUGAACGACAUACAAAUUAUCCUAAUUUAAUGCGAUCAACUAAAUUACUGUUGUAUUAUUUAACAUUCUUACAUUGGAAUGCAUGCGUUUUUCAGCUGAUUAACUCAACUGCGGACACCUUGUUCAUGACAUCUUUGACACAGUCGCCAACCUCAGGAACAACUAUAAUUGACGGAUCAAGAACAAACAUUCCAAACUUAAGCGCUGCCCACACUAACCAUCAUACUACCAAUAUUAAUAAUAGUCAUCGUAAUAAUAAUAACCAAAAUAUUAAUCAUACCAGCAACCGUAGUAAUCUCAGUGAAAACGUUAUAAAUAAUGGUAGUUCCUUACUACUAAGAACUAAUCAUUCAUUAAGUAAUAUUGAUAAUGAAACCAUUUUUUCAACAGCAACAUCAGCUUCAGUAAAACUCACUAAUACUGAUGUAGGUUCUCUAAUAACAAUGUCCCCAAAUAAAAUACAAUUAACUCCAGAUCAUCACGAUGGAUAUGAAUAUUUACAUGCAUUUUAUUGGAGUAUGUUAAGUUUAUUUCCUGUUGGUGGAUUUCCAACACCAAAAUGUCCUAUAGCCUAUUUUUAUUUAAUUUGUGAAGGUGUUAUUGGAAUGUUUCUAAUGGCAACUGUUCUUGGACAUGUUAGCAAUAUUGUUACAAAUGUUAGUGCUGCUCAAAAAGAAUUUCAAGCACGGCUUGAUAGUGUGAAAAACUAUAUGACAUUAAGAAGAGUACCAGCAUCAUUACAAGAACGUGUGAUAAAUUGGUUUGAUUUUCUUUGGUACACGAAUAAAAUAACAGAUGAAGAAAAGGUUCUACGAAAUCUGCCGUAUAAAUUAAAAGCCGAAAUAGCUAUUCACGUACAUUUGAAUACAUUAAAACAAGUGGAAAUAUUUCAAGAUACUGAAGAAGGAUUUUUAUCAGAACUUGUAUUAAAACUACGUGUUGUAUUGUUUGCACCAGGUGAUUAUGUAUGCCGUAAAGGUGAAAUUGGUAAGCAAAUGUAUAUUGUGAAUCGUGGAAAAUUGCAUGUUUUAGGUGAUGAUGGGCAUACAGUUUUAGCUACACUACACGCUGGAAGCUAUUUCGGUGAAUUAUCUAUUUUAAAUCUGGGUAAUAAUGGUAAUAGACGUACAGCAUCAGUACGUUCUCUAGGAUAUUCUGAUUUAUUCUGUUUGUCUAAAUCUGAUCUUUGGAAAGUACUUAAAGAGUAUCCAAAUGCAAGAAGUAAACUUGAAGCUGAUGCUUACAGAAAAAUAAAUCAAUAUCAGAAUAUUCCACAGCAAAAUAUGAAAGAUUUUCCAAUCAAAUCUAUUCCAUUUGAGAAGAAAGUUAUGAACUCAACAGAUCCCAUGAAUUACAAUGGAUAUUCUGCACCUGCUCAUGACAGCACACACCUUCGUAAUAAUAAUCUGACAAUUAGUCAAAACAGUCAUUCUCAAUUAGACAUGAAUUCAAAUAAUGAGUGCUUAGUACGUGUUUCCAACAGCGAUGGGUCGGAUGGUUAUGGCAGUGACCCAAGUCGUUGCUCAGCCUUUCUGCCUACACCGCAACGAUCCCCUACUCCAUCAGCCAUUAUGGUGAUGAACAAUUCUGAUAAAACUCAUAUAGCUUCAAACAAUGCACCAUUUCCACAGCUUAAUCCUACAAUCUUCAACGUAACGAGUCAAAGUCAGCCUGUUUAUGAGAAUCGAUCGAGUUCAGUGCCGACAACAGUAAGUGAUAGUUUAGGAAAUUUUACAGCAUUAUGUUCUAAUGAAAACGAACAGGUUUGUAAUUGUUUAAUAGCCGAAUCAAAUAAAUGUCCCCGGUUAAAAUUAUAUCAGAAUAAUCCAAUCCCAUUUGGAAAACAGCGUCAUCUAUCAAUGCCAACAAAUCUGUUUCCUACUGAUGAUUCAUUUUAUCAUCCAAAUAGUAGUCAAUUAAAAGAGUCUAACGUAAAAUCUACACCUAUAGCAUUACAUAGUGGUGUCGUGAUUACUGAUUUUCAUUCAAAUCAAUGGAAAGAAGUAGAAAAUGAAAAGUUGUUUCGUAAAUAUUGUCAUUUUGACUGUUCCAUGAAAGGAAAACAAACAAUAACUUCAAAUUUGGAUAGUUCAAAUCAUGAUGGUACAGUAAAUGGAAAAAGAGUGAUUCCAAUUAUUUGUUUUGAAAAAGCUUCUACACCAUCUAUUUCAGAAGCAACAAUUUCCGAAGAUGAACAAGAAUAUCAAGCUGUUUACGAGCAUACUUCACAACCUUCAUCAUCAUCAUGUAUCAUUAAAGCUCCUUCUUAUUCAUCUUCUAUGCCUAUACCAGAGCCAACACAUGGAAAAUAUUGUACUCAUUUAAAAAUACCAAAACAUAAAACACCUAAUUGGACAGCUAGACGACCUCCAUGGCCUUAUAAAACUUGUUCACAUCAUUAUAAAUCACCAGGUACAUUUAAAACAGGACAUAUUUCUAAUCAUUCAAUAGAAGAUAAUUCAAUGUUUAAUACUAUACAUGGUUACAAACAUAAUAAAACGAAUCAUGAAUUAAUUGAACAAUUAAGUCAUCUCAUAUAUCGAAUUAAUAAAUUAGAAAAUGAAAAUUACAUUUUACAAAAUAGUUUAUUUAAUCAAUCAAAUUCAAUAAUGAUACAACAACAACAACAACACCAAGUACAACCAUCAUUGCCACAACAAAAAUGGUCACCUACAGUAAAUUUAACACGUCAAUAUAGUCUACCAAUAAAAUCAACUAAUGUAUAUCAACAUUUUCAAGAUUAUUUAAAAAUACCAAAUAAUAUACAAAUCAAUGAUCAAAGAUCUACUGAAUAUGAUCAUUCAAAAGAUAUAAAAUUUAAUAUAUCUCAAUCAAAUAUACAUAAAAAUGAAGAAAAUUUAAUAGAUGAAUCCAAUAUAAACAAUAAUAAUAAUAAUAAUAAUAAUAAUAAUAAUAAUAAUAAUAAUUGUCCAGUAUUUACUCUUGAUUAAAGAGAAACAUAAAUGUAAAAUGAAAAACAAAAAAUAAAUGGGAAUAUUAAUUCCAUUUAUUCUAACUUAGUGUUUUUCCAUUACCAAGCCGACCCCCCCACACACACACACGCACCCAAAAAAUUUCAUUUAACAUGUCUAGACAGGAAAUUAAAUCUGAUUGAUUAAUGUUAAUCUUUUUCUUUCUUUUUUUUCUUUCUCUUAGAUACACUAAAUUGAAUAUGACUAAGUGAAUACGGAUGCAUAGUAAUUUUUUACAUUAAAAUUUAAUUCAUAAGUUAGAUAGGAUUGUAAAAAUUUUAAGCUCAUUUGUGAAAUUUCCACUAUUCUGUAAUUUUUGUCCUAUGACUAUUACUGUUAUAUAUACAUAUAUGAACAGCAAAUUUAAAUUGUUUGUAACUAUCUACUUAUUCGUGAAAAAGUAGUAUAAGUAUAUAGAUUACUUUUUUGAAACGUGUUUUUUAUUGUUUUGUUUCUUUAUACAGUAAAAGUAAUUAAUUAUCAUGCCUAUCGUUAUUCUAAAUAAAAUUCAAUCAUAAUUCGUAUAGAUGCUUGUUUUUUAUGAUAAGUUGACAAAUUCUGCUAGAUUACCAGUAGUAGAUUACUUAAAUGUUAUAUCGAAAUGUAGUUAGUUCGGAAAUCAUUUUCUUCAUUAGUUACUAGCUAUAAACGGCUUCCUUUAAUUUCUGAGUGGAAUUUAUAAAUUUUAUAUUCAUUCAUAUCGGAACUCAAACAGUUCUCAAAGGAUUACAUUGGAUUAGAAAUCUAAAUGAAUUUGAUAAUGGGAAAUGAGUGGUAUGCUGGUUUGUAUAAUACCUAAAGGUCUUGAAUUUCCCUUUGUGUUUUAUUUUUUGGCGUAAACGGAUGAUAAUUAGUAAAGUGAAAGGAAACAGUUACACUGUCCUUCCUGGCGUUGAUUGCUUCAGAAAAUAAUUUUUGUUCGUAAUAUGAACUAUUCGCGAACAAUAAUAUAUAAAAUAGUACAAUACAAUUUUGAUUUCUAAUUAAUAUACAGUCACAAAAGAUUGAUUAUUUUUCAAGUUCACGGUUACUUAUCAGGAUAUAACUAUAAUUUAUGGUCGAACGUUUUUCAUUCUGUUGGUAAUCGCUACGUUAGUUUAGUCGAUCAGCUAAAAAUCUUUCCUGGAUUUGUUUGGAACUUUAGGAGUCUCUUAGUAAACUUAAAAUUCAUCUACGUAUCUUUUUAUACCCAUAAACUGAGUUUUUAGUACUAUUUGUUAUUAGUAAAAUAUACUGUUUAUGUACCUAGCAUCUUUUGAGAUCAUUUUUGCCAAAAAAUUAAGAUAUUCAACGCUUAGUGGGGAUGGGAAUUUAUUCACUUGUAUAAAGUAUAUGUGCUCGAACUCGCAAUAAGUCAUUCAUACUUAUUUAUGUAAAAUAUUUCAAAAACUGACGUGGUCAUAUAUAUCCUAUUCAAAAUUAUCGCACGAUAAGUAUUAAUAUGUUAGGCUAAGAUACUUUAUAUUUACCUUAUAUUCUGUCCUAAUGACAGAUAAUUAUUGAAACACUGAGAACCUAAGUAAACUACCUUCUAUUAUGCAUUAAAAAGACUAUACUUCUUUCUUUAAAUAGAUUAGACUCUGAUAAGUUAACCGUCAUUCACGUUAUUCAAUCAAAUUCCAUAUUAAAAAUAGCCUUCGGAUAAUCAAGAAAUUACUUUGGAUGAGCCGGUUAUGUCUUCUGACAUGAGAUUAUUGAGGCAUUAAUUAUAUCAUGAAAAACGACUUUAUCAGUAUAGAAGAUAUGGAGAUUGUUGAAUAUUGUUGAGAUCACGAACCGAUCUAAGUCAUAAAACCACUGAAGGCCUGAAAGCUCGGUACUUUUAACACGUAGCAUAUAUUUUACUUAAUAUACGUUUAACUUUUCCAUAGCAAUAUUGUAGAAGGUAUAUUUGACUGUAUGUCUGACAACUAGUGUUUCACUUCCGCUCUCGAAUUUAUCUGCUAUGUAAAAUAUAAUUACCUUAUCUCCUACUUGUUUUCUCCACCCAACACUGUUUGAUAUAUGGUGAGUCAGUAGUAUGGUGAAUUCAUUGAAAACUAAUAUUUCUGUAUUACCUAUAAGUCCAUACUUCUUAUCAAUUUUUAUCUGAUCACAAAUAAAAGCUCUGUCAUUCAUUUAAGUCAAGUUUUCAUUUCCACUUUAUAUCCAUUAUAAUUAGCAUCAUUUUUUAAAACAUUAUUUCAAUUCAGCCAUUCACCUAAUUAGAUUUUAUCGAGCAAUCUUCAGCUGUUACUUCAAUCAUAACAUUUUGCAUAUGUUUCUUCUACUUUUUAAUAGUAUGGUCUGUUUCAUCUACUCUAAUCACCAGUAAAUUUAAAGUUGUUAUAAAUACUCUUCAUUAGUGAACAAAUGACCCUAUUCGAUCUAUGUUCGUAAAACAUUUUACUUGUGUAUUUAUUUGUACCAAUUAUUGUGCGUGUAGAGUGAUUUGAAACACACUAAACGAAAUAAAUUCAUCUUAUUCCAUAAUACUUGUUGCUCCACCUUUACAAAAAUGAAAAUUUUUCAAAAAGCAUCAAUAUUCUGAUAAUAAAGAAUAAAUUCACCCUUCUUAGUCUUUUUAUUCACAUAUAAAGUCACUUCAGUAAACAAACAGAGAGCAUUUUAAAUUAGAUAUUCAAUAUAUAAGAUCCAAAUAUUUUUGAAGUCAUUCAAAAGCUAGCUAAGUUCCGAAUCGUUUGGCUCAUUUAGUAUUAUUUACCUUCCGAAAUCAACUGUUGAUUAAAAUAACUACGUAGGUUUAGUCAAACUCAAAGUUUAUUCUAUUAUGUAAACUUGCCGAGCUAAUACUACAGGCAAAAACAGGUUCAAAAAUAUGGAAGUAGAAAAUAGCAGAACGUGCAAACAUCAACUAAUUACAUCUUUCUGACGCCAGCCAAGUGAAGAGCAGGAAAACCAAACUAAUGGUUAGAUGAUUACCUGUCACCACUACUAAUGCUCCUUAAGCUAUGUUUGAAUUUAGAUUUAUGAGAAAGAUUACUACUUGAACCGCGAAAACAAGGAUUGCGAUUUUUCUUCACCACUAGUAAAUGAAUAUCUGAAAAUGUCCAAAAUACAAUUUGCUAGGUUUGCUUAAACGAUAUAACUUUGUAUUGAUGACGGUUCAUGAGGAAAGAUGAGAAACUUUCCCCAGGUUGGAGAUAGAAAGCGAUAAUACUCGGGAUCUCAUUUGAGUUUUGAUCCCAAUCUUCUGAUUUUUAUGGUCAUGACCUGUAAAUUUCCCUUUUUUAAACUGUUUUGGUGCAUUAAGACAGAUGCGUCAGUAUCGCUCACUCUUAUUUAUUGAUUACCCGAUUAUUAAGCAUAAAACUUUGCAAUACAGACGCAUUUGAACUAUAACUUAUCUCAAACUUCUUCGACGAACUUAACAAGUGGUGGUGCUUUAAAAUCAAUCCCAGUCUGAAUAAAGUUACGUAUACUGGUUAGGGUGAUUAUCAUCCAUGUCCAGCUGAAAAAAGUCAUAUAAUAAAAACCCAGUAGUGAUUUGAGGCAUUAGAUGAAAAACGAUGGCGGAUUAUGAAAUAAUUACUACUAAAGGGCUUUUAUUCAUAUGGCCCAAUCAUUCAGUCUUCAAAAGCUUCAGAAGUUUUAUAUUUUGCACACUAUACCUAACUUAACCAGAACUUCAUACGGAAUGCUAGACGUGGACCAUAUUUGCCGAAAGAGUGAGACGUUGGCUAUUUCUAAAGUGAUGUAUGCAACGUUAGUAGCUGAACCUUUUGUCCUCUUAUUAGACAAAUAAUCACAAAAGUCAAGUGAUUUCUUUCGUUUUACUGUCUAAAAACAAUAUUAGAUCAACUUUAUGCCUUUCUAAAAUUAAUUAUUUAUGGAGAUCAAAUAAUCUUACUUGAGAAAACUGGAUUACAAUUUUUCAGUUGGGUAGUUAACGGCUGGAGCUUCUUAAUAAAUGAGGUGAUAUUAUCCUACAUGGCGUUAGUGUUGCAGGGAUAGUUACAAUGAUACCUGUCUGAAGAGCUAAAAAAUUAGACAGCCUGAUGUUUCUGUAGCUGAGGAUCGUAACCCAGUGGUAGAGACGAGUUGGCUGCCUAAUAUAAAUUAAGCAUAUUGAGCAAAUAUAUGGAGUUCAGCAAUUUAGGAGCGAUAUGAUACAUCUAUUUGAUUUUUACCAUACUUUCGAUGAAAAUUUCUCUUUCUUUAUAUUCCUAAAAUAGGAGAAGGACGCCUAAGAGAAAGUAUUCUGAGAACUUAAUUGCUCAUCUACCUUAUAAAAUUCAAAACGGAAGUUGACUUGUACUGAAUUUAAGUUGACAGAAAUCGAGUUCGUAUGAGUGGUAAAUAAACCCCCAAACAAAUAAUUUUUUAAGUCUCCAAUAUUGGUGCUAAUCUCACUAGUUUUACUGGUCACUUCCUAGCUGAGGGCACUCGGGUAAGCAUCCGCACCAGACUAUCGUUGGAUACGCCGUGCUACGCAUCCCUUUCAACUAGUUAGCAUAGAUCACUUCUGGAUAUAUUGACUAUCUUCCAGAAAUAUCUUCCAACCUAUUUAUCCAUGAAUUCUGGUUUGACUGGCUUUUGGACUCUCGAUUAUACAAGUGUUACGAGUAACGUCGUAGUCAAGCACCGAAUAUCUGCGACAUCUUUGUGCAUUUAUGACUGACUGAUAAAUAAAACUAAACAUCCAUAAUCUUUUGGGCGAAAUGAAUGGAUUUCAGAUUUUCAGUUCUGUACAUCGCACUGUUUAUUGCUACUUCAUUUUGAUAUAGCUUGACAUACUUCGCGAAAAGUCAUUUGAAUAGUAUAAACGCCCUUCUAUCUCAUAGCAGCAUUAUCCACUGAUAUGACAGUUGAAGCUACGUGUUUAUGUAUACUUAUGGCAUUUUAAUCCAUAAUGUCAAAGGAGCUUAACAAGUAUUUUAAAAACACGGAAACAUUAGUAAAGUCAUGAAAAAUAAAAGAUUCGAUGGUUUACUUCUCAUGCAAAUAGUAUAUGUGACUAUCACAAAAUUAUUAUUCCUGGUAUAUUGGUAUUCUGUAGAGGAAAUUACUCUCUAAAACAAAUAGCUUUUUACAUAUCAGGUAGUCAGAAUAGUGGUGUCAUGUUUAUAUCCCUCUAGCUUCAAUCAGCUUUCUUUAGUUGUAACUCCUUUCACUCUUUUUGUACCUUUCUUUGAUGUGAUAUACGUGAAAGAGUCUGAUACCAACGUCAUAUGAUUCUGUUGAAUACAGACAUCAUUCGUGAUAAAAAUAACGAUUAUGUUAAGCAGAAAGAUCCAAACAAUUCAGAUUCCGCUUAGCUCUAUGAAGGCACAAAAAAUUCGAUUUAUUCAAACCACUGGGAACAUUAAAUGUAUUUGAGUUCAUUAUCGAAAAAUAUUUUCGAAUAGGAGAUAAACUAAACAGACACACAUGACAAUGUUACAAGAACCAUAAUAUCAAAAACAACUUCGAAAAAGUACAAAAUAAGCAUUAUAGAGCUUAAGACUAAGUCAAUAUAAAAUACGUAUGAUUGCCAAAGUAUGAGCCACACACACAAAACAACAUUUGGUAAAAACUGAAAAAAGGAAAUCACAACUCCGACUAAGCUCUCCUUUAAAUUGGAAAUCAUGAGGCAGUAUAUACGUAGAAUUUCAGAAAAUAUGAAAAAUAUGAACAGUGACAAUUCACUGGCAAAUAUACCUUGAGAAUAAGGGAGCACAACUCCUUUUAAAAUAAACAAAAAAAUUUCUAAAACCGCAAAUGGGACAAAGUAAUAUAUGUUACAGAAAAGCAAAACCUGUAAGAAUGAAGAGGAUCGCACCAAAUGAACCUUUGGGUUACCGUCAAACUGAUCAUCUUUUGUAGACAUUUGAAA